CCUCCCAGAGCAAGUAAACAGCUAAUUGCAGUCGUACAGCACAGUGUGUAGGAGAUUUUUAUUUUCUGGUUGAAGUCUGCCUGAAUCAAUUGCAAUUAGACUUUUUCUUUUUUCUAUUUUAUCUCUGAUUGUAUUAACGAGCGCUGUGUGGUGGGGGCACCGGCUUCCCGGCUCCUGAGUCCGACGACACCAGGCAAGAUGCUUUGUGCAGCGGCUGCAGAGAGGAACAAGGAUCCGAUACUGAGUGUGCUCAGGGAAUGCGUGGAUCCGACCGUGCCGAUCCAGGCGCUGGAGAUAGCCUCGGGGACCGGCCAACACGUCAUGCAUUUUGCCCGGGCUCUGCCCAAUGUCACCUGGCAGCCAUCCGAGAUGGAGCAAAGGUCCCUUGAGAGUAUCUCUGCCUACAGAGAGGCACUGCGACUGGGGAACGUGAAGCCGCCACUCACCCUGGACUCUUCACAGAGCUGGGAGACAUGGGGUGGGACUCAGCCCAGCUCUCUGCACCUGAUCACCAACAUCAACAUGAUCCACAUCUCUGCGCUGAGCUGCACUGAGGGAUUGUUUAAGGGAGCAGGAAAGCUUUUGAAACCCGGUGGAUUGCUCCUGACUUACGGGCCCUAUGCCAUUAAUGGACUGAUCACCCCACAGAGCAAUGUGGAUUUCAAUCAGAGUCUGAGACAGAGGAAUCCGGAGUGGGGAUUGCGGGACACCUCCCUCCUGGGAGCGCUAGCGGAGCAGAACGGGAUGUUCCUGGAGAGAGUGGUGGACAUGCCAGCCAAUAACAAGUGCCUCCUUUUCCGUAAAGAGAACAGACCGUAGACACGGCAGAAUGCUGCUGCCGCACAGUCUACAAGCUACAGGGUCAAGUUGUGACUAGCUACGAGCAGAUAAUCCCAUUUAUACCAUGUCUAAUAAAAGAGAACCAAGUCAUAAAACA
Messenger RNA from Polyodon spathula (Mississippi paddlefish), 937 nucleotides. RefSeq names its product methyltransferase like 26 (gene mettl26). The transcript is spliced from 6 exons. The coding region runs from base 199 to 819 and encodes 206 amino acids. The record is from RefSeq and is a predicted model, not a curated record. Lineage: Eukaryota; Metazoa; Chordata; Actinopteri; Acipenseriformes; Polyodontidae.